Neofelis nebulosa (Clouded leopard) is the source of this 897-nucleotide messenger RNA. RefSeq names its product keratin-associated protein 13-1-like. The transcript has a single exon. The record is from RefSeq and is a predicted model, not a curated record. Lineage: Eukaryota; Metazoa; Chordata; Mammalia; Carnivora; Felidae. The coding region runs from base 51 to 557 and encodes 168 amino acids.
AUGUGACAUUCAAACUCAGAAUCUUGCUGUAAAGCACAUCUCCUGUCACCAUGUCCCACAACUGCUGCUCUGGAAACAUCUCCUCUCAGUCCCUUGGGGGGUUCCUGCGCUACCCAGGAUCUUCCUGUGGAUCUCUCUACCCCAACAACCUGUUCCUCAGCACUAAUCUCCACUCUCCCAGCAGGUGCCAGCUGGGCUCCUCUCUCUACAGUGGCUGUCAGGAGACCUGCUGUGACCCCACCGGCUUCCGGACAUCCUAUCUGGUGUCCAGCCCCUGCCAGACGUCCUGCUACCAACCAAGGACCUCCAUGUUCUACAGCCCCUGCCAGACAAUGUAUUCUGGGUCUCUGGACUUUGGCUCCAAUGGCUUUCAAUCUUUUGGUUAUGGCUCUCCCUUUCUGGGUUUUGGAUCCAGUGGUUUCCAAUCAAUGGGGUGUGGUCCCAAUGCUUUUUCAUCCCUGAGUUGUAGAUCGAGCUUUUAUCGUCCAAUGUCCUUCUCUUCUAGAAGUUGCCAGUCUGCUUUUUACCAACCAACCUGUGGAUCUGGCUUCUACUAAUCUUAUGGUUGAACAUAAUACCUCCUAUGUCUAGAAAUUUAACGCAAUAACUACUAUAUCAAGAUCCAUGCGACCUAUUGAUCUCCUGUCCUAUCAUUAGCUUACAAAUUUGACUUAUACUGUUACCUAUUAUGGAUUAGAAAUAACUUGAGUUCCAGUAAUUGGAAAAUACAUUCAUUGAAGAAAGAUGUUGAAGCAGUUUUCUUGUAGUUAUAUAGAUGUAGUACUGAGGCAUGUUUCUUUCUUAAUAUCAACUAGUUAUUUCUUCUAGUGCAUUUGUUUCAAAUUUUACAAAAUGGAAAAAUAUAAGUUUAAAUAAAAAUAUAUUAUAUGACCUUCA